AUAGCAUAUAUUUUUAAUUGAAUAUGAAUAUAUAUGAUUAAGGCAUGUAGCACGACGGUGGGCUUUUUCGGUAUUGCAUUCGUCAUCAUUUUCUUACUCAUACCUACUAUUUGGCGUUAUUCACCUUCAAUUCAAAAGAGUAUGAUAUUCCUGAAUCAUGACUAUAUGCCUAACGUACAGAAUUACAGUCAUCCGGAAGUCUAUGGUUUAGAUGGGACGAGAAACUUUUACAUUGAUACAAAAGACGGUGUUACGUUAGGAGUAUGGCAUUUAUUACCGCGAAAUUUGUUAGUGAAACACGUAGCAAAUGAAUCUUAUUACGAAGAACUUUUGAGUCAYGGCGAACCAAUUAUUAUAUACAUGCAUGGUAACUCUGGUGCCCGACCGAACAAGCAACGGAUAGAAUUGUAUCGCAAACUCCGGGAUAUCAACUGUCACGUGAUAGCCGUAGACUACAGAAGUUAUGCUGAUUCUACAGACGUCGAAAUCGAUGAGACCGGCUUAGUAUURGAUGCAAUGGAGACAUUUAAAUGGGUUUACAAACGCGCGCAUGGAUCUCCGAUUUUUGGUUGGGGACACUCUCUGGGCACUGGAAUUGGAGCACAUGCGUUUUCGUUAUUGGAAAAAGAAAACAUCUAUCCCAAUGGACUUAUUUUAGAAGCUCCUUUUAACAAAAUGAGUGAAGCAAUUAGAGAAUAUUCAACUACUGCGGUCCUUCGCUAUUUCCCUUGGUUCGAUUUUUUAAUUAUUGACCCAGUCAUUGAAAAUGGAAUUGUUUUUGAUACAGAACAAAACUUGAAAAAUGCGAAAGUUCCAGUGCUCAUAUUACAUGCUCGAGAUGACAUUAUAAUACCAUACCAGCUCAGUGAAAACUUGUAUAAUUACAUUACGGCAAGUCGGAAAAGUGAACUGACUGAACUUGUUUUAUACGAUGCUGAGUACGGAUUUGGACAUCAAUUUAUUUGUCGAGAUAAGGACAUUGAAAAAAAGAUUGAGAAAUUUAUACAGAAAUGUCUAAAAAUGACGUCUUGAUCGGUGAAAAUACAUAAUCUCUUCAAAAUUGCCAUCGAAUGUCGUGUAUAUACAUAGUAAUAUAAAGUAUAUUUUAUACAUUUUUAUGAGAUUAUUUACUAUAUUUUUUUUUUAUUUUUAAUUGUAUCGUUGUUAAAUAUUGUUUAUUGUAAAAAAAUUUAAAACGCACAUUUAAAGAACUUUACAUUAACUAUCAUCCCAUGCAUACUUUUUUGAUAUAUUAUGCCCAUUAUAGUCAUUAGUCGUAUAUAAUUUAUUUUAAGAUAAUGUUUAAAAUUUUAA
This is a messenger RNA of Diuraphis noxia (Russian wheat aphid), 1314 nucleotides long. Its product is annotated as lysophosphatidylserine lipase ABHD12-like. Gene Ontology annotation, biological process: phosphatidylserine catabolic process; monoacylglycerol catabolic process. The record is from RefSeq and is a predicted model, not a curated record. Gene Ontology annotation, cellular component: endoplasmic reticulum membrane. Gene Ontology annotation, molecular function: phosphatidylcholine lysophospholipase A1 activity; monoacylglycerol lipase activity. Lineage: Eukaryota; Metazoa; Arthropoda; Insecta; Hemiptera; Aphididae.